GAACAGUGAUUACAGUUGUAGCCCAUGAAUGUAGUCGCCUGGACUCAGUUUCAGCCACUAUAGAAGUAUGGAAGUUGAACGUUUGAACGACGGUCUUCCUUUAUAGUGGCUGAAACUGAGCCUACGACGCGACAUCGUUGAGAACUGCUAAUUUACACACCCGGUCCUGCUGUCUAGACUACUUACUGGACAGAGAUAUCCUGAGAGCAGCGCUUUCCCGCUUGCUCGAGAGGACUCCUCUCUUUAUCUCCUUUUCGCUAGACAAUGGACUCUGAGCCAGGACUCACUGGCACUAAAGACAUCGCUGAACUCUUCUGCCUUCCUCGCCGCAAGAUCCUGUCCUGUUACUUUAUCCUUCUGGCCGCCGUACUCCCUGUCUGGUCUGUUGUCCCUAUCUCCUGGGCCUUCGUUGUGGUUCAAUCUAGACGUUUGCCUGGUAUGGUAGACUGCUGUUCGCGUGGCUUUCUUCUCACCGAGUUGCAGUGCGCUUUCAAACGCUCCCUUCAGGCUGGCUUAGCGUCGUUACCAAGGGAAGCCUCAGACGAGGAAGACGGUGAAAGGCCAAGCAGUCCCACAGAGGAUAUCGUAACUCUGGAGUUCGACGAUCCUCGUGCAGUAGAUUUUCGUAACUGUAUGCGCACAUGGUUUGGCAAAGUUCCUUGGUCUUCAAUCCGUAGGCAUGAAAUGUAUUCGUGGCUCUAUUGGUACAUAUACAACCGGCCUUUUACUUCUUUGGAGUCACUUCCAGACGCUGAGAAAACCAUUCUACAAGAUGCGCUGUCGUUGGUGGAGAAACGUGCUGGAGUUGCUAUUCCAGAAGGUUCAAACCCACACAGCAGCGCUCUGCUUCUCACUUUUGAUCCAGUCAACGUUGCUUGGAGACCUCUGGUGUGGUAUGCCUUUGUGGCGAUUACCAAUCACAUCAUUCGCCGAUGUUUACAAGUGAAGUGGAACACUAAGACCGGUAGUUAUAAAGGGUUAGAGUAUAUUCUCCAUAUGUCCCAUUCGUGGUCCCCAGAAACAGGCCCUCGCCCAAUUGCCUUCAUCCGCGGACUCGGCCUUGGACUUCUACGGUAUCAUCUAUUCCUCUCGCACCUGCUGGGAGCAGUCUCCGACCAUCCUGUCUUGAUACUCCUGCACCCUCACGCCAGUCAGGACAUAUUCAACCGUCGUUUCCUGAAGCCCAUGAACAGGCACGAGUCUGCUGACUGUCUCGCGGGCUUGUUGCGCCAGCUUGGUUGGGUAGAGCAAGCCACGGCAGAGAACGGGGGAAAGCCCGAGAAACAAGAGAGGGAAGUUCACCGGCCAAGUGGCGUUACUUGGUUCUUUCACGCACGCUUGGAUGUUGAAGGCGUACCCCGAGAUGAUCAGCAUUCUUGCUUUAUCGACCCCGUGACGUUCUGCUCUUGGGAAGGAGACCUUUGCUAUAACUUUAUCUACAGACAUGCCGUGACGGUUCGUUUUCUUUGGAUAGUCCUUUACUUUGUUGGAAUGGGAUUAGGAGUAGCCAACUUCCUUCAACGUCACUUUGACUGGAACGCAAACUCGUUAUGGAUACAAGAGAUACCUAAUGUAUAUGAUCCUUCCAAGACGAAGUUUUUCCUCGGCGGGAAGGAUGGCGUUGUCGAUGCCGAGCGUGUCAAACAUUAUCUCACAUCACACGGCAUUCGAAAGUGUCUGUGGUUCGAUCGCUAUGGUCGACACGGACAGGCACUCCUUACUGGUGGCGAAGGCCUCAGAGAAAUCCUACGAUGGUUGCGUGAAUCCUAAUGAACGUUAACUCUGCAACUUAUCCGCAUCAUUGCAUAGAAGUCUUUUGCAUGUCAACCACGACUCGCGUUUCCACAAUAAGAAGUGUAUUCAAACUCGUUGAUUCGCUAUAUUACUUAGAUGUCUUCUCUUGUGUCACAGUGUAUCGCGUAGUUUCUGGCAUAUUGCACACCCUCUUUGUACUUCGUCUGUGAUGUUUGUAGCAAUAUAAUAAAAUUAGCCCU
Messenger RNA from Somion occarium, 1994 nucleotides. The record is from the annotation of a GenBank genome assembly. Lineage: Eukaryota; Fungi; Basidiomycota; Agaricomycetes; Polyporales; Cerrenaceae.